AAUAGUCCACCUCUAAGCAACAGAGAGCGCAGAGGAAACUGAAGAGUGGCGCCCGCUGAGUUCAUCCCAACCACGCACCAGUAAUCCGAGGAACAGAAACCCCACAAUGCAAUUGACGUGGCAGAGAGAUCUGAUAAAUCUAAUACUUCCCAUAGCCGUGAUUUGUUGUUGCCUGCUAAUCGACGUAACCAGCGCUCAAGAGGCCCAACAACCAUGGUACGAGAAUCUUCCAGCGGUGGCCAUGGACUACAAGGUUCACAUAGAUGCUGGCAAGGAGGACUGCUACCAUCAGUACGUUAAGGCGGGAGCCACCUUCUACGUGUCUUUCAGUGUGGUGCGUGGAGGCGAUGGCAUGGCUGGUUUCGCAGUCCGGAAUCCAGCUGGUGAGGUGGUGAAGCCCUACCAAUGGCAGGCUACUGCAGACUACACGGACCAGGUCUCGCCAGGCGGCUACUAUUCCGUGUGCAUCGACAACCAGUUCUCCCGAUUUGCUAGCAAGCUGGUCAACAUCUAUAUCACGGUAGUGAAGUACGAUGCCUGGGACAAGUACGCCAAGGAGAUCGAACAGCUGCAGCUGAACAUGCAAAACUUCACAGCCACCAUUGGCACCGUGGAGCGGAAUAUAAACGACAUGAUGGGCUAUCAGGCGCAUAGCAGGCAUCGCGAAUCGCGCGAUUAUGCGUUGCUGUUGGACAACAAUGCCUAUAUUCAAACCUUCUCGAUUAGCCAAAUAGUGGUCAUAUUGAUCACGUGCUCUAUACAGGUUUUCUUUGUGCGCAAACUAUUCGAAGUCAAGUCGGGCUCCAAAAGUCGCAUUUAAGCUCGCCAAGUUAUUUUUAAAAGACUUCUCAGCUUCCUUUUAAAAUUCCAUCCGCAUUUCAAAGACAUUCAUUAUUCCCGCUGAACCCCUUGCGAAUUUUUGUAACUUAUUUUACCACUGGCUAAACUGAUCAAGUGCUACUAAGCAGACUUUUUCGUAAUUUCAACUACUUAUGUCAUACGAGUUGUAGACAGCAAAACUUAUUGUGAUAAGUGUACAUUUGUGUGUUUUGUUCAAUUAAAAUAUUGAAGAUUUUUGUAAUUGAA
Drosophila subpulchrella is the source of this 1086-nucleotide messenger RNA. It is a transcript of the gene loj, whose product is annotated as transmembrane emp24 domain-containing protein B. The record is from RefSeq and is a predicted model, not a curated record. Gene Ontology annotation, biological process: intracellular protein transport; endoplasmic reticulum to Golgi vesicle-mediated transport; Golgi organization. Gene Ontology annotation, cellular component: endoplasmic reticulum; Golgi apparatus; COPII-coated ER to Golgi transport vesicle. The coding region runs from base 107 to 820 and encodes 237 amino acids. NCBI's taxonomy places the organism in Eukaryota, Metazoa, Arthropoda, Insecta, Diptera, Drosophilidae. The transcript has 6 exons.